GACGAGCCCUUUACAAGCACCACCUGCUGAACCAAAGCUGACAGAAAUCCUCGGGCCAGCUCCUCUCUGCUUCAGGACGUGUUUGGACUACCCUAAAACUUGGAAAAGUUACCUGAACACAUACAUCACAGUUUGAAGAAAAAAAGGUGCCCUAAAUGAAAUUUGCCACAGAUAUGUGAAUCCUAAUACCGUUUGGAACUGAAAGACAACAAGAUUGGACUUUCUGGAGCACAGAUUUCAUGGAUUCAAGUUCCAACACUGUGGUUGUAACUGGUUUUGGUCCCUUUAGACAAUACCUGGUUAAUUCUAGCUGGGAAGCAGUGAAGGAGCUGUCCAAGAGAGGCCUUGGUGAAAACAUAGAUCUGCGAAUCAUGCAGCUGCCAGUGGUUUACCAAAAAGCAAAGGAGCAAGUCUUCAUGAUAUGGAAAACUCUUCAGCCACUGCUUAGUGUUCAUGUUGGGCUGGCUUCAUCCACCAAAGCAGUCAUCAUCCUCGAGCAGUGUGGGAAGAACAAAGGCUACCAAGAGAUGGAUGCUUGUGGUUUUCACCCAGAAGGUGGCUGUUGCAUGCUAGAUGGCCCGGAAAAGAUUGAAUCUACAAUUAAUAUGAAGACUCUCUGGAAAAACAUUUUGGUGGAAGGGAUUGAUAUCAUCUUUUCCAGAGAUGCGGGAAGGUAUAUCUGUGAUUAUACCUACUACACUUCUCUUUACUAUGGCAAUGGAAGAGCAGCUUUCAUCCAUGUGCCUCCGUUAUCCAAAUCGGUAACAGCGGACUUUCUAGGGAAAGCAUUACAGACAAUUAUUUUAGAAAUGUUAAAACAGUGUGGGGAAGAACGAGAGUAAGAUGGAUAAUACUAGAAAACAAUGAGGAUUUCUUAGAAUGCAAUUCCUCACCUCUUAAAUGAAGCAAAUCUAAAUAUCAUUUAAAACCCUUACAUAAAGGAUUUUAUAUUCCAUGUUAUUUCCAGUGAAAUUUCCUCACAAAACUCAAAAACUGUUUAGAUCUCUCUUUGGUGUAGGAAGCUUCAGAGAAAAAACAAAUGAUUGGCAGUCUGUAUUGGUAACAAUGAUAAGGUUCAGAUUUAAGGCGGCGUGAAACUGGACUUAAACCCUUUUAGAUGCUUAAUCCUAGUUCUGAUGGUUAGAAAGACAUAAAGACCUGCUGAACCGAGAUGGAUGGUUACAGCCGCAAGGACAU
This is a messenger RNA of Calidris pugnax (ruff), 1197 nucleotides long. RefSeq names its product pyroglutamyl-peptidase I-like (gene PGPEP1L). Gene Ontology annotation, molecular function: pyroglutamyl-peptidase activity. Gene Ontology annotation, cellular component: cytosol. Bases 240 to 842 code for a protein of 200 amino acids. The record is from RefSeq and is a predicted model, not a curated record. NCBI's taxonomy places the organism in Eukaryota, Metazoa, Chordata, Aves, Charadriiformes, Scolopacidae. The transcript is spliced from 6 exons. Gene Ontology annotation, biological process: proteolysis.